Ctenopharyngodon idella (grass carp) is the source of this 985-nucleotide messenger RNA. RefSeq names its product protein B4. The record is from RefSeq and is a predicted model, not a curated record. The coding region runs from base 87 to 887 and encodes 266 amino acids. NCBI's taxonomy places the organism in Eukaryota, Metazoa, Chordata, Actinopteri, Cypriniformes, Xenocyprididae. Gene Ontology annotation, molecular function: DNA binding; structural constituent of chromatin. Gene Ontology annotation, biological process: nucleosome assembly. Gene Ontology annotation, cellular component: nucleosome. The transcript has 5 exons.
AUAAAACAGACACACAAGCUGCUUGGAUUUAAGCUGCAGUAAUUUAAGAGUGUUUUAACUUUAUUGACUUUUCGUUUGAUUUUGAAAUGCCUCCUAAAAAAGCUUCUGCUGAGCCAACUGCCACAAUCCCAAAGGAUUCUGAGAAUGAAACCGUUGACACAAAACCAGAUGCUUCUGAAAGCUCAAGCAGUAAGGCCAAUGGACGGAAGGUUUCUCCACACCCAUCCACCAUGGAAAUGGUGAAAGAAGCUCUGAAAGAGCUGGACUCCAGAAAGGGUGUUUCGGCCCAAGCAAUCCGUGGCUACAUCAAAGAGAAGUAUAAGACCGUGGAUGAAACGCGGCUGAAGUUUAUGGUGCGACGAACCUUGAACAAAGGCAUGGAGACUGGUGUGUUUGUGAGACCUGCAAAUUCUGGGGCAACCAUGACCGGUGCUCAAGGGCGCUUUCGGAUUGCUGCCAAGACCAAAGCAAAGGAGGCCAAGGCACAGUCAAAGGAAAAUGCUGAUCCCAACAUACAGAAAACAUCCAAACCUAAGAAAGCCAAGGCAACUAAAGCCAAGGGUGAAGGGACAAGCAAAGAAAAGAAGCCCACAAAGAAAAAGGAGGCCACAGAUGGUGCUAAGCCUAAGACUCCUGAGAGCGAUGCCACUGCCUCAAAGGUGGCCCCUGCUAAGAAGCCAAAGGCGAAGAAUGCUGCAGGGGAGGGUGGAUCUGAGCCCAAACCGAGCAGAGCUAAAAAAGCCUCUAAAGCAUCAAAAGAGGGAGUUGAGGAACCAGCAGCUAAGAAAGGAGGAAAGAAAACUGCAGCAAAGGCAGAAGAGGGUGAAUCGGGAGAGAAAGGUGCUGUAGCUGCUGCAAAAGCCCCAGGGAAACGAGGAAAGAAGUGAUUCAGGGCCUGAUUUCUUUUACUGUUUUUACUCCUUGCGUAGUGACUUUUAUUCAAGCACUUGUAUACCAAAUAAAGCUUUUUACGUAUGUUCAAGAA